GGACAUACAUCAACUUCUUGUGGUUACUUUGUGCACAUGUCAUUUAGCGAGCUUUUGUGUGUGUCUGAGAACAACAGGUGAGAGACAAUAUUUUAUAAACUGGUUUGGUCCGUUAUAAACGUCGAUUUGAUCACACUUCCAGGGAAAACUCUUACAUGCGAAAUACAGAUUGGUCCUGUUUAGAUUUUUUUAAGCGCUCGUAAAACGAAAAAAAAAUAUGAUUAGAUGGAUGAAGUUGCUCUUGGUUGGCGAUGUAAGAAUAAACUUAGUCAAGCCCGUUAGUUAUAUUAACAUGCAUAUUCUCUUCACACUUCUUCAUAUAUUUCUUUAGAAACUAUCAGGAGAAUUUGUUUCACUAUCAUUUCUUUUAUUCUCACGUCUUUCUUGCUUGAUCAACCAAUGAAAUAAUAAGGAGAAAUUCGAUGUUGGUCACUUUUGAGACCGAAAGGGUAACUGAUGAAGAACUGCAAUUAGUGGACACAGGAAUAACCAAGGAAAAUGAGCGUUUUUUGUCAUUGGUUAAUGAACCAAAGCUUUUCCAAUUGUUCACGAAAUACUACGAGUUCUCCCUGCGACCUGCUUUCAUGAAUGAUUAAACAAAUUCAAUUAACUACUGGUGCCUCGACAUCUUUCGCAAAUAACAUUUGUUCCGUAAAUGCAUACCUGAUCUUUUAUUUUACGUGAAAAUAUCGAAUUCCUGUGUCUUAUAUGUACCAGUUCAACGAGAACGUAGAUUAAUUCACCAAUUUCAAACUAAUGCUUUAUCUGUAGAGUUCCUGCAGAGCACACUCCAUUCGUUGAGAACUUUAGAUAUGAUUAGUUAUCUCAUUCUGUAAUAACACAAUAAAGACAAUUUCUUCUGGGAGCCCGAAAAAAAUAGAUUUUAAAUUUCACAGGAAUUUUGACAACAGAUAAAAUUCAUUUUCUUUGGUGUUACUACAAAUCACUAAUUACAUCUAUGGCUUAAAGGAAUGUAAUAUGCUUUAAAUUAUUCUGGUAGAGUCGGAGCUCUCUUUGCGACCACUCUAGUAAGCGACCAGCUCUAGUUACGACCACCCUAAACUUGUAAAGAAAAGCUCUCUUAAGUAACCGCGAACCCUUUUGGGAUUACCCAACUGGAUUUUUUCUUUGUUUUGAAGCUCUCGCAAGCGACCACUUAGACGCGAUAAGACAGGAGCUGUAAUAAACGGCUUCAAAAUCUUCUGGUGUAGAUAAUCUCAUUUUGCACUAAUAUUUAGAAUAUUUAGGAUUAUUUUGGUCUAAAUAAUUGGGCGUAAAGUUUAGCCGUGUCUAUAUCAAAUAUAAAGACACUCAUUAAACUUAUGAAAUUUCUUUUGUUUUCCUUAUAAAUUAUUUAUGAGUUUCUGAAGCUCUUGUUAGCGACCACCCUCUAUUAGGGACCUUAAGCAAAGACGACGACGACGGCAGUGAAAAUGUCGCUGAAAAAAUGAAUUUGCGCUCUUUCAAACUUAAUCGCGUCUAUUUGGCCCCGCUCAAUAUGUCAAAUGCAGGCGACUUUUCCUGGAGUUGAAUUCUUAAGGAUCUUAUUCAAGUUCGAAAAGAGGAAGGAAAAUCCGUCGUCGUAUGUCCACGUCCUCCAUAAAACGUCAAAUUAUGAGGUUUCACGUCGUAGUCGUGCAGUGGACGUCAAAGAAAUGUACUAAAAAGUGUGAUGCACGUGCAGAGCUGUUGUUUUGAUCAUUAAACAUAUUGUUUUUUGAAGUCGUCGUCGUCGUAGUAGUUGUUUAAGCUCCCUAUUGUUUCACCAUGCAGUAGCUUACGAGAGCUCAUUCUCGUAAGCUCUAGUUACGACCAUUUUCUCGAAUUUCCGAGGUGGUCGCUUACGAGAGCUUCGACUGUACAAGGUUUCUGUCUUCUGAAAACUAAAAAACUGUUUGAUGGGUUUAGUCUUAAUUUAGUUUUUUAAUUGAUCUUUCAAUUUUUUAUUUUUCAGUUUCAUGUUUUAUUUUCUUCCAUAUUUAGCUACGUGUGGUAGGAGACCAAAGUGGGCCGAAGAAGACAACAGCAAGAGGAUCACAGGCGGCCAAGAAGCCAAACCCGGCAGCUGGCCCUGGAUGACAAACAUCUUUAUAACGGGGCUUGGAGAGUAUUUCAAAUGUGGUGCCGCUCUUAUUUCGGACCGCUGGGUCCUCACAGCCGCCCACUGUACCAUCGCCAAUGUUGGGCCAAUGAUUGCACCUGCUAGUAAAUACCCAGAAAUGUUGAAGGUAACAUCUCAGCGUCUUAUUUUCUCCGCUUUCGAAUCAAAGCAGUAGACCACCUAGAUCGUUCAACUGCUAUAAGAGAUUUAGGCCUGGUUCAGACGCCGUACUCUUCAUGUGCCGAACCUAAUUGAAUAAGCUCGACUUUGGAGCGACACUGGCACGACAUCUGAUUCAGACAACGCACCGUGUGUCGAGCCUAAGUUAAGUUCGACAAAAGUUCGACAGACUCUGUCGAACUUUACGCUUUUGCCGCACCAAACUAAAACUGCCAUACCAAAUUGAUUCAGACGCCGCUCUUUGCCGUACUUAAUUCAUCAGUUAGGUUCGGCACAUGAGUGAAGCGGCGUCUGAACCGGGCCUUAGACUCGUGUUUACGGCAAACGGCAAACGUCAGAUUCAAGUUGAAAAUUUCUCAAAAUAGAAAAUGAGCGGAUUAAAACAGUGCGUCCAAUGCAGUUCUAGUGGAUAAAACUAGCAUGCCAAACUGCAAGUAUUUGUGUAGAAGAAAUGAACAGUAAACGACAAGAAAAGAAAAAAACUUGGUCACGUGGUACAAAUCGAAGUUUGCCGUUUGCCGUAAACGCGAUUCUAAAUCUAAAGAAGCUGCAGCUUUACUGUUUUUCAAAGUUCAAUUUUGGCAUUUGAAACGCUUGAUAUAAUGCUUUGGGAGAGGUAUUUGUUUGAUAUAUGAAGCUGUGAUUUUGUUACUUACAAGUAAAUUCCUUGCUAACGUAACGUUUCUUCAGUGAUUUUGUUACAAAUUGUUAUGGUGAGUCCUAGGACUCAUCUUGUGGAAAAUCAUGAGUCCCAGUCCAGAACCGCUGAGUCCCAGUUCAAAAAACAGUAAGUCCUAAACUGAAAAUGCUUGGGCCUUUAUGUGACCAGACAGAUAAAAGAUAUUCUUUUGUAAAGCACAACGAAGAAUAAAAGAAAUUAAUAUGCGUCGUUAAACAACAGCCACAAGAACAGCCACAGAAAUCACACGCACAGGAUAUUCUACAAAAACUUCUUCAGAUCGAUCGAUCGAUCGAUCGAUCGAUGUUUGCGUCCUACGGGACGCGUGCGAUGAACUUUUGUGCAUCUUUGGGGAUUUUAUGCGUCAGGGACGCAAAACAAGGAGGUAACAAAAUCACUGUUCCUUAGCGAAUAAAAACGCGUUCAGUUGCGCGGCAAUAUUAACCCAGUGGACUAGACAGCCCUGACAUAGCUCCUUCGAAACUUAAACGGGAAGCCGAAGUAGUGUAGCCUGUGUACAGCCGCCUGCACGUACAGAAUGUCUGCCCAUUUUCUUCCGCAAUGAUCUUUCCUGUUGGUUGACUUUUAGCUAAUGUUUUACUUUACAAUGAAAAUAAAAAAAGAUCUGUUACGGCCCUAAAGUGCCUUUUCAGCCUUUUUCAUCACAAUACACACCAAAACAGCCCCAGCAAAAGCCUAUUCCAGCUCACGUUGAGACUCAUUUCAGCCCUUGGGUCCAAAUUAGCCCUAGGUAUAUUGGACUGUAUAGGCCCUGGUUAAGGGAGCCACGUAAGACCCCAAAAAUAGGACUAUAUUUAACUAAGAGAUUCUCUCUUGAUUUUUCUCACCCAUGCAGCCCAAUUUAUAGGGCUAAAAUAGAUCUCUCUAAUUAACAGUGUAUUUGUUUGAAAUAAGCGCUAGAUACGUCUUUUAGAUUGUAAAUAUGCUCUCCGUCUUUGUACAACAGCUGGGUUUGUUGACUAGUAAUUCCAGUAAAACCGUUUAAGGUCAAACGGAAUGAUGUUCGGUAUUAGAACAUGAAAAUGAUUUUUAAAAAUACAAGGCGACUUAAGCUAAAGAUAAGCUAGAAAUCAUUCAGAUUGCUGAACAUUAAUAAUGUUCUGCAAUCUGAAUGAAUGUUACCUCAUCCCUAGUGAAUACGUCAAACAACAACCAAAACAGUCGCAAACUAAGAUUAUUAGGUAGCAGGAAUUUAAACACCGUUUUGUUUAAAGUAACAGAAUCCUAGUUACUCGCGGUAAUGUACAAAGAUGAGCUAGAAAUUAUUCAGAUUGCUGAACAUUAAUAAUGUUCUGCAAACUGAAUGAUUUUAAGCUCACUUAUAAUGAUUAAAACAAAAAUCAAAACAGUCGCAAAACUAAUAUUAUUAGGUUAACCAGAAUCCUACAGUUAUUCAAGGAAAUGUACGCAGUGCUUUUUAUUUUAAGAUACGCGUUGGCGAGCAUAACAUGGACCAGGAGGAAGGAGAGGAGCAAGAUAUAACAGUGAAAAAGGUGUUUUUACACCCCAAAUGGGAUAUACGGAAUGAAACCACGCCAAAUGGACAAAAGAUUCUAACCACACACGACAUUGCCUUGAUAGAACUUAGCAGACCAGUUCAGUUUACCUCUAAAGUGCGGAGCAUGUGUCUGGACAAUGGACAACCAUUCAAGGCUGGUAAGGCUUACUUUGCUUUUGCAAAGAUCCUUUGACAAUGAUACACUGUAGUAACGUUACGUUGGCGAAACCACUCAUCACCAGAAUCAUGAAGACUUUCAUUAUAGCGACAUUAUUUAAACACUGUUAAAGGGUCCCUCUAUUUUUUUGGAACGAAAUACUAACAGGCUACUCCCCGCCGUUAUAAAAGCUCCACGCAUUCUAAAGCUACAUUAAAAACUUGCUAAGACAACCAUGAAUGAGGGGAAAGGUGGUGGUAAUGGGAGGAGAGAGAAGAAUCUCUUUAUUUGAAAGAUUUCCUUCACUUGAGGGACAAUGAAGUUAGGGCAUCAAUUAUUCUGCAACUUGUAGCAGUCUACAAAAAUUGAAAUUUGUUUUCCUACGAAAUGUGUCCGUGCGUUCCGGAUGGAAUUUGAAUUAGGACGUGGUGGUUUUUGAGGAGAGGGGAAAACCGGAGUGCACGGAGAAAAACCUCUUGGAGCAAGCAAGAAAACCAACAACAACUCCAUCCACAUAUGGUGUCGACCCUGCGAUUUGAACCCAGGCCACAAUGGUAGUUGGCGAGUGCUCUCACCACUGCGCCACCCUUGCUCUCCAAACAGCUAACAAGUUCUGUUUUCCUGUAGGUCAACUGUGUUACAUCGCGGGUUGGGGAACAGAGAAGAUCAAAGGACCUCCCACAAGAAUACUGCAUGAAGCUGCUUUACCACUGGUAUCACACCAGCAAUGCAACGAGCCUAAGUCAUACAGUGGUAUCAUUCCUGAGGACAUGAUAUGUGCAGGCUACAAACAAGGGGGUGUGGACACUUGUGAGGGUGACAGUGGGGGUAAGUACAGAUCACAAGAGGCAGAUACCAACGAGGGGUGUGGUCACUAUUGAAAGGCACAGCACGGGCAGGGGGAAACGAAUAGUUGAAAAAGGCACAUAAAUGAUUUCUUUCCUUCUCGUCGAUCUUGAGCUUUUAAGACAUACGAGAACGAGAUUUUCUCAAACUAAGUAGUGCUCGUGCGUGAAUUGGUGGGAAAACGUGAUAGCCGCCGUCAUUCUAUUACGAGUUUUAGCGAAAAAGUCGUAGUGACGGAAACAAGUUACAAAAUGUUAGAAGUUUUAUGAUUUUGCGAUCAGACGAGGGCUUAACCACCUUCAAUAAAAAUAACCGUGUUAACUUUCCUAGCGAAAAAAGGUAAAAAUGAAGCUUUCUGGGGUGUCUAAGAAUUCUCAAAAAAAACUUUAAGUCAUUAAAUCUCGUCCUAGUAGUGGUCCUCGUCUUAAAAGGUCUCUUUUGAGAUGGAAGACCAUGGAAAUUACUUAACGAUCGACUGCCCACUUUGUUUUUCUCUGUCUCUCUUGAGCGAUUUUAAUUUCCAGCCUGAAGUGGUUGUUUAUGUUGUUAUUUAAAAAAAUAGACUGCAAAUUUUGUGUUUACUCUUAUGGAUCAUAGUUUUUGCCAAAUAGUGACCUCAUAUGUGAUCCAUUACUGAACGAACACACAGCAAGACUGAAUCUAUUGAUUAAAUAACCAGUUGAAAACUGCUGUCUAUUUGUUGAAAAUGCAAAGUUGAGAGAGGCGGCUCAAAGAUCAACCAACUCCCCUGUUACACGAUUGAACAACAAACCGUAAAGUAGCUUCGGAUUGAAAGUGACUGGUAAAAAAGAGGCCUUACAAUAACACACGACUGACUGACUCUUCACAGGACCUUUGAUGUGCCAAGGAACAGGGGAAAGAUGGUAUCUUACUGGAGUGGCGUCUUUUGGUCAAACAGGGUGUGGUGUGCCAUACAAGUAUGGAGUGUACACAAGAAUAGUGAAUCAGCUGCAGUGGAUUAGGGAGGUUACUGGAAUGAAUAUACCACAAGCACCGCCAAAUGACCCCAUGCCUUUCAUGACAGAACAGAACACUUGGUGGGACCGAUAA
Messenger RNA from Porites lobata, 6553 nucleotides. The record is from the annotation of a GenBank genome assembly. Lineage: Eukaryota; Metazoa; Cnidaria; Anthozoa; Scleractinia; Poritidae.